GACAGUUUAGCGCCCAGAGCGGGUAAGAAAGCUGCUCAAAGAUAAGGAUACUCCACGCGAAGGAACACGGAGACAUCAAGUGCUAUGCUGGACUCUCAUCGGAAUGGAAGAAAAUCAAAUUUAUGUAAAUCUCAGUGCUGAGAAACGAAUACCCAAGUCUGACCUCCUGUUGCUCCUUCGCACCUACAACUGCUACCAUGAAGGCAAGAACUUUCAGUUGAGGGUUCAUGAGGAGGAGGGGGGUCUCAUCCUGGAGGGUUUGCUGAACAUCCACUGGGGUCUGCACCGGCCAAUCCGGCUUCAAAUGUACGACGACAACGAAAGACUACGUCUCAACCGGAAUAAAACUGCAAAACAACAAUCAACAGAGUCAAACAAUAACGCUUUUAGCCGGGAAAAUGGACCAGCAGAGGGCAGCAUGGAGGGCCUACAGGAGGAAGAGGAGUCUCCACAGUUGCUGAGAACCAGAAGUGAUGCUUCUUUCAUGCAUGUCCAGAGGAGGUCAAGGACAAACACCGCCAGAGACCUGCAGCGUUUACGUACACACAGGUUCUCCAUUAAUGGACACUUCUACAAUCACAAGACAUCUGUGUUCACGCCGGCCUUUGGUUCUGUCACAAAUGUGCGAGUAAACAGUGCCAUGACGACGGUACAAGUGCUUAAUAUGCUGCUACAAAAGUUUAGGGUGGAAAAUAAAUCAGAAGAGUUUGUUCUUUACAUGGUCCACGAGUCUGGCGAGCGGACCCAAUUGAGGGAAAGUGAAUACCCGCUGGUGACCCGUGUGCUUCACGGACCUUGUGAGAUGAUCUCCAAAAUCUUCAUCAUGGAAGCUGAUCUUGGAGAGGAAGUCACCUAUGAUGUUGCCCAAUACAUCAAGUUUGAGAUUCCAGUUUUGGACAGCUUUGUGGAGAAGUUAAAAGAGGAGGAGGAGCGGGAGAUAAACAAACUGACAAAAAAGUACAUCGCACUGAGGUCAAUGAUUGUGCAUCAGUUGGAAAGGAAAACACACUCCUGUGACCCAAUAUAAGUGCCCGUGUGUGUCUGUGCGUGUGACUUUCCUCUAUUUUUAUAACACAUUUUUCACACUUCCAAUUUGUACAUGCAUUUUUGUACUGUAAUGUGAUUGUAAUGUUUUCUAUGACUUUCAUGUUCUGUAAUAAAUCAACCGAAUAGUCUUAGGGUUGCUGCACUAUUCUCCAAAAAUGUAAAAAAAAAAAAAAAUUUCCUGUUCUGCCAUAGGAGCGAUGAUUGCAUUAGCAUUGUCCUUCUGAGGGACCCUUUCUGCCAACUAGUUCCCAUGCACCGUGCUUGUGUGUGAGGGGGCAUAACACAAUGGGUAUCCUGAGAGAGGACAGGCAUUCCCUGUUUCCCACACUUUGGCAAGGAGUAAGGAUUGUUGACUAUUGUCAUUUUUGCAGGACCUGCCUUGACCCUCAGUCAGACCGCUAUUAUUAUUCGUUGAUUAAUGUAAUAACUAAUUCAUGAUAUCUUGUCCGACAUGCGUGUCCCUUCGACCGGGACUUCACAAGAAAUAGACGCGAGACACAUUUAGCACAAAAAGUUGUUGUAUUGCCAACGGCCAUGUUGUGGAAUGCAUUCCCACAGACCGGAAAUGAAAACUAAAUCAAAUUGAACGAUUUGUGCGAAAUCAAUGUGAAAAUCUUUAAACAUAUCUGACCCAUAGACUUCAUAUUUAUAUUGACGGGACACAUUCCACUGACACUGCGCCACGCCUUUAAGUAGGGGGCUGUCCCAGCUUCAGUUAUUCACAGUCGGUCGCAGUUAUUCAAUACAUGCAGCGAUCCAACGCCGGAUUUAGGUUGAAAAAGUAUGAAAGCUCAAGGCUGUACCGCAUAUAAACAGAAAAGGUUGUCUCAGGAGUGAUUUGUUCGAGGAUUCAAGGUAAUUAUUAUAUUUCUCGUACUAUGCAUGCAUUUUGAGACGUGAAAAAAAUCAAUGGGAGAAAUUAACCGCUAUGACAUUGGCGUCAUAAUUUGCAAUAUUUGCGUAAAAUAAAUUGAACUGAAUUGAAUUGAACUAACUGCCCGGUUCUUUGGUCUUUAAACAAAAAAACACGACAGUUUUACAUCCAUAUCUAUAAAGAAUUCAGGGAUUUGCGCACGUAUUCACAAUAAUUUUCAACGUAAAAAGCUCUUUGUGGUUAUAAGGUGGCACCACAGUGGCUUAAAGACUAGCAGCACAUUCGACAUUUACGUAAAAUAAAUGCUAACUGCCCGUUUUUUUUUUGUUUUUUUUUUUGCUUCUAACCCAGAAUCGAGAUUGUUUCACACUCAUGUCUACAAAGAAUACAGGGAUUUACACAUUUAUUCCCGAGAAUUUUCAACGUAAAAAGCACUUUGUGUUUCCACUCGGUCAGCUUUGAUGGAGAUAGGCCCCCUAUUAAUUGGCCCUGCACCCCGUGUCCUGUCAAUAUAUUAUGAAGUCUGUGUCUGACCUUAAAGGAGAAACUUAAUUCACAAAAGUGGAGCCUUAAAUGUUCCUUCACUUCCCCUUGAAAGAAAAAUAAAUGAAAAAAGCUAGCUGUGUGCUUGGACAUGAAUGAAUUUUUUUUUUUUAGUGUCUGAGUUGUGCACUGUGUUAUAAAUUGAAUGUUUUAAAGGCAACAGGACCCCAGUGUGACCCCCAAAGGUCAAGGGAAAACAAUAUUAACUAGGCCUGCAAGCAGGACUGAACGGGCCCUCACACUUUGGCGCUUCCCUUCCAGGAGGAGCCGGUCUCGUAAAAAAGGCAGUUUUCUGUUCCCAGCAGGGGGCGCCAGGCAUAAUAAUAAUAUUUCAAUGCAGUCCUGUUCAGGCUGGGAUACCUCACAUACAUGCCAGAUAUGAAGGAGAUUGAACAUUUUGUGAGGGAGCUAUAAGUCAUUUUCUGAAUUUGGUGUUUUGCCCAAAAAAUGGCCGAAUUUGGCAACCCGCCCAGUUCAGGCCCGGGAAUGAAAACUCACCAUUUGAGAACCUAAGAUCUCAUAUGUCUCAUGAACAUUCUCACCAAUUCUGAGGAGGAUCCAACUAACUCCCUAAGCAUCAAGGUCUCAAAUGUGCACCAUGUUAAUCGAUAAAAAUUUUACAUUCAAUCCAAAAUUCCCGAUUUCCUGUUGGGUAUGGAAUAUGGGUGCAAGAGUUUUUGGAGCAGUUUUGCACAACGUAUUGACUCCCCAAAUGUCAUCGCUCUACCUUGAAAAAACCUAAAUGAAUUUUUUUAAAAUUCAAGGGGGCACCUGAGCCAUUCUGUUACAUUUUUUCGCAACGUUGCAAAAUUAUUGAAAUCUACGCGAAGUCUCACGUAGUUUUCGAGAAUGUUUAGGCCUCCAAAUUGGCCGUUUUCAUUUGCUGAGGAAAAGAAAUAAUAAUAAUCAUAAUCCUUUGCAUUACAAAAGGGCUCUCGCACACUUAGUGCUCGGGCCCUAAUUAACUUUUAGAUGUGACGGUUACCUGAGAGCAAAAGUAUAUUGAAUAAUAGUUAAAGAAGAGUCUCACAGACCUGUAGUUGCAAUUUGUUCCGAGUAUAUUGAUUCCAGAGAUAAAGCAAUGACAAGUACAGAAUUCUGGUUGAUAGUUCCCUAUUCUGAGCAAUUACACAUAGUGGAAGUAUCCGUAAAAGUCCUACAGCCAGUGUGCUCCCUAUGUACUCCAAAGGUGUGCAUAAAUUAGCAUCUAAUUACAUGAUGAGGUGAGGUGAUACCAUGAUGAGGCCAAGGGCGUAGGUUUGCAUUGGGACGGUAAGGACAUACUGUAACACUAGCAACUUUUCAGGAUGCUCAUAUUGUCCCCACCAACUUUUAAGCAACCUUAUUUGCAUUAUAUAAUGUCUUCUGUAUGUAUAGGUAAUUUAGAUUGUCUUCCCAUGAAUGUUCUAAGGAUAGAGUUGUGCCUACCAUUAUUAAGUGAAUUUGACUUACCCCUUUUUACUUGCUGAAUGUGCCAGUCCAUUUUUUUCCCCUUCAAACGCACGUUUGAUUGGCUUAUGAUUUGACUCCGCGCCCACACACACACACACAGCCCCAACAGAAAUACAUCAUGUCGACAACAUACCACCUCCUCCGCCCCCUUCGAAGAGGAGGGAUAUCAGACGUUUUUUCGACCACCACCAACAGCAGCAGCCACUGUAAGUAUUGUAAAAAGUCAAUGUUGUGGAGGUGGGUAACAUGCCACAAUUUUUUUCCACCGAAAGUCCGACCUGCAUCAGAGCAUAGACUUCAUAAUUGAAUUGUAUUGUAUUGGUCACCUCCGUCAGACACUGCGCAAUGCCCUCAGUCCGCUUCAGUUAUUCGCAGUCGGUCGCAGUUCCUCAACAGAUGCAGCGAUCCAACGCCGGAUUUAGGUUGAAAAAGUAUGAAAGUUGUACCGCAUACAAACAGGAAGGAUUGUCCCAGGAGUGAUUUGUUCAAGGAUUCAAGGUAAUUAUUAUAUGUAUGUAACGCUUGACAGGUCUUCUUUAUGUAGGAUGCUGUCAUCUUUUCCCAAGAUCUAACAAUGGACCUCUCCAAGGCUGCCACAGAAGUUUGUGGCUUCUUACAGGCACUGUCCUCCACAGUUGCCCAUACGCUAUAAUCCAGGGGAUUGAGAUCUGGACUCUGGGUGGCCACAUAUCACCUUGUUAAUCAACUUUUUGGUCCCCACAGAUCGGGCACUUCCAGACCCAGGUUUUCGUGAGGCUGUUCCAGUAUCUUUCAGCUUCUUUUUAACUUUGUAGACUGCACAUCUGGAUAUUCUCAGAUUUGCUGCAAUCUCAGUAGGUGUCAGACCGGCACGCAGCAAUUCAGGUACAGCUAAAGUUUUCUUCAUUUUCAGCAGAAGCACAGAAAUUGUAGAGACGAGAGAUUACCAGCUGCAUUGAGUGACCUUAAUGAAUCACUUAAGCAUGACAACCUAUUUAGAUAUGUUUCAAUGGCUUUUAAACAAGCAGUCAACUGAGUGUAAACUUUUUUUUGGGUCACCCUGUAUAUAAAAAAAUCAAUGGGAGAAAUUAACUGCUAUGGUCUAACAUCAUUUUUCGACAUAUUUAUAUAAAAUAAAUGCAAACUGCCCGUUUUAUUGCUCUUUUAAAGAAUUCUCUUUCUAAAGAAAACAGACUGUUUUACAUUCACAUCUAUAAAGAAUUCAGGGAUUUAAGCAUUUAUUCACAAGAAUUUUCACUGGAAUAGCUCUGUUUACAUAUGGCGGCCGCCACAUUUGCCACGUUUACAUGGAGCCAAAUAUUCCAAUUACAAUCGGAAUAUUUGUUCAAACCGAAUAAAUGUGUUCCAUAUAAACACCUCAUUCGGAAUGAACAGGCCCAAACCGAAUGGAAUUUCAUUCCGAUUCACAGGGGUGGAAUAUUCCUUUUCCCAAACCGAUUAGAAGUAAAAUUAUAUCAUGUAAACAGGGAAGCGGAAUGGUGCCUGGUUGCGUUCUUCCUGCACAUGCUCCGAACUGACGUGGUGACGUCACUUGGUGACGUAGGUAACGUCACUUGCAACAUGGCUUCCAAGCACACGCACAGCGCACCCACACAACUUUUUAAAUGAACGGCGUGUCAUUCUGAAGUUUUGUUUCCACUCGAAAAGUUAAAACAGCAGCUGAUCUGACGAUCGAUCUCCAUGUUUUGCAAUGUGACGCUUUGUUUUGAUUAAUCUGCGCAUGUCAGACGGCAGUUGUCAAACGUCCUUUCGGAAUAAAGGCAGACACAUGUAAACGCUGGAUCGGAAUAGAUGAAGUGACAUGUAAACAGCUGAUGUGAAAUUUCCAUUCGGAAUGAUUUGAAUCUGUAUGAAUAAAAGUCAGCAUGUAAACGUGGCUAAUGACUAACAGACUAGCAGCGUACUUUGACAUGUUUAUGGCGGAAAACACAGACAAGACUGAGAAAGCAGUUUCUGCUCUUGCACUCCUCUUUAAAAUAAACGGUUGUAUUUUAAGCCAAAAGAACUGUUGUGUUUGAUAGAACAAUAUGUCUACAUGCUCCCAUAGCAGAUUCAUAGCGCAUUAAGCCCCCAAACUAUUUUAAUUUGUCCGUUUUACCCUGGAAACCCCCGUUUACAGACGUCACGCAAGCGCUUUUGCUUCAACCCAGCCAUAAAACGAAGGUAGUUAAUUAUAUUUAUUAUUCAAAAUGUAUGUCAUUUUUAGCUUAGAAUCAAUAAUUGAUGUCUAAUAUUUCGUUUAAAAAAUAAAUGAAUACAAUUUUUUACUUGCAUAGUUUAAACUUUUAAACAACUUAUGUCACAAUGAAAAAAAUGGUGCCUGUAAAAAAGUCACGGAUAUGUACCUCAUAACAAUCGCUUGAUUGUUUUUUUUUUUUUUUCUGUCACAUUUUCUCCGAUAUGUUAGAUGAUAAAUAAUCGAUCCAAACGAAGAAAAAUUGAACAAAAAAUGUGUAAAAGAGUAAAUAUAUGAAAAUCUCGACCACUCCUUGAUGUCUGCGAUUUCUGCAUUGCGACCCUCGUUAUAUUACCAUGUUCCACCCAUAAUAUCCGCCAAAAAUCCGGCUGUGGCCAUACACAGCUAUGUCUUGACACUCAGUGAUACAUGCUACAUGGAGUUUUAGGAUCGAAAAGAGUUAAGUACGCAAUGAUAUCUCGUUAAAAUCCUGGCGUCUUUAAUUAUGCUCUUGCGUGCUCUCACCUCCAGUUAGGGUUUUGCUGGUUAAAAAAAAUGUUUUUUUUUUAAAUGCCCUCCUGUUCAAAAUUUUUCUUCCCCCAGAAAAUUUUUAUUUUUAAGCUUUCCAAUGAUGUAUCUAUCACACAUGCAUAUUGGACAAUUUUGAAAUUUAGCCAAAUUGGGGGCUCAGAGCGGAACUUCAAGUCACCUGAGUGUUUUCCGCCGUAUGCAAAAUAAAUACUAACUGCACAGGUUUUUUUUGCUUUUAACGAAGAAUCGAGACUGUUUUACAUCCACAUCUAUAAAGAAUUCAAGGAUUUAGGCAUUUAUUCGCAAGAAUUUUCAACGAAAAAAGCUCUUUGUCUGUGAUUCAACUCGGUCAGCUUUGACGGCCACGCCAACAAUUAAGGCCCCCUAUUAAUCGGCCCCCGCCGCAUAUCCAGUCAAUAUGAUUAUGAAGUCUAUGAUCAGAGUGAGCAUAAUAUUAAACUGUGUGGAUUUGCUAACCUGCAAAACUCGAGUAGGAAGCUGCUUAAGGAGAAGUGUCCUCCCGUAUGUGUUUUCUACAUGGGAAAAUCUGAAGAGUUGAAUUUUUUGGUGUAACUUAUUUUGAGUUGUCCGUUGUUGGUUUGGGUGUUCUUUUAACACUAGCAGUUUUAAGAUCGCUCUUGGCGAAGUGUCAGUUAAGUGAGUUGAACACAGACACCCCUGGCAGAGUUAAAUGUACUUCUAGCAGAGUUAAUCUGCCACACCCAGUUAAGUGCACGUGACAGAAAACAAAGCAGGUGCAAAAACUUGUAGGUGAAGUGACACCACGACUGUAAGUUGUGUUAUCUGUAAAUAGGUGGGGUGGUUCAGUUGCAUGUCCGCUAGCUGUCACACCUCUUGUUUUGUUUACAUUCUCCGAAGCCGGGGAAGGGAAAUGACAAAAUCCUGACAUAAAAUAUCGUUCGGGAGGUGUGACAGUAAAGGUGAAGUCGACAGUUUUGACCAUUAUGGAGUAAUUUUGCCUUG
Corythoichthys intestinalis (scribbled pipefish) is the source of this 7607-nucleotide messenger RNA. Its product is annotated as ras association domain-containing protein 4-like. Gene Ontology annotation, biological process: signal transduction. Lineage: Eukaryota; Metazoa; Chordata; Actinopteri; Syngnathiformes; Syngnathidae. The record is from RefSeq and is a predicted model, not a curated record. The transcript has 11 exons. Bases 104 to 1027 code for a protein of 307 amino acids.